CUGCUGAGCUGGGAGAUCACGUGCUAUUUGGCGCGUCUUCCUGGCCACGUGGAGGCGCUGUCUCGAGCGUGGCUCCAUCCUGUCCAGCAGCUCCGGUUGGCUACGUCACCACAUUUCACCGAAUGCGAUGGAACAGCGUGGAAAAGCGUAAAAGCGAAAAACACUGGCAACAACCUGCGCAAGAUGAGGGAAGCGGCUCUCCUGCUCACAUCGUGUCUGCUUCUGUGUCUGCUCCUGAGCUGCAGCCAGGCGGCCAGGCAAGGACAGGACAUGAGAUGUGGAGCCUGCAGGGCUCUGGUAGAUGAGAUGGAGUGGGCCAUCUCUCAGGUCGACCCAAAGAAAAUGAUCCAGACGGGAUCCUUCAGGAUCAACCCGGACGGCAGCCAGUCCAUCCGAGAGAUUCCUCUGGCUCGCUCAGAGGGAAACCUCCUCGAGCUGAUGGACAGCGUGUGCGAGAGGAUGGAGGACUAUGGCGAGCACACGGAUUCUUCCACAAACAGGAAGUCCUACAUUAGGGUAAAAUCUCGGAGUGGUGAGGCCAUGGAUCUUUCAGAGGCUACGCUGGAUUCAAGAGUUACAGCCAGUUUAAAAUUUGCAUGUGAAACAAUUGUUGAGCACCAUGAAGAUGAAAUUAUUGAAUUCUUCGCCCACGAGACAGAAAAUGUUAAAGACAAACUCUGCAGCAAGAGGACAGACCUUUGUGAUCACGCUCUGAAAAUGCCCCGUGAUGAACUUUGAUGUCAUCUCGCCAUCGCUGCCGUCUGUCCUCAGCUGACAUGGAGACAUCGGGUGCUGUAAUAUUUUCAGUUGUCACUCAUCACCAGUUUACGCCGUGGUAGUGGUGGAAGAUGUACACAAAUUAUUAUGUAAAAUAUGAGAAAUUCCGCCUGAAAAUAAAAGUGUUAUUUCUGUGAUCUCUGACAA
Scatophagus argus is the source of this 924-nucleotide messenger RNA. RefSeq names its product canopy FGF signaling regulator 2 (gene cnpy2). The transcript is spliced from 6 exons. Gene Ontology annotation, cellular component: endoplasmic reticulum. The coding region runs from base 184 to 738 and encodes 184 amino acids. Lineage: Eukaryota; Metazoa; Chordata; Actinopteri; Scatophagidae. The record is from RefSeq and is a predicted model, not a curated record.